Messenger RNA from Populus nigra (black poplar), 921 nucleotides. RefSeq lists its product as uncharacterized. The transcript has 4 exons. Gene Ontology annotation, biological process: maturation of SSU-rRNA from tricistronic rRNA transcript (SSU-rRNA, 5.8S rRNA, LSU-rRNA). The record is from RefSeq and is a predicted model, not a curated record. Gene Ontology annotation, cellular component: nucleus. The coding region runs from base 185 to 571 and encodes 128 amino acids. Lineage: Eukaryota; Viridiplantae; Streptophyta; Magnoliopsida; Malpighiales; Salicaceae.
CAAAAUAACGCCUACCUCGUCCUCGCGCGCCGAGCCCCUCUCUUUUGAUCCCAGACUUUAACGCACAAACCCUCGACGGGAAAAGAGGGGGGAAUCAUUCCUUGCUCUGCUAUUUCUUUCUCUUUCUCCAAAAUAAAAGGGAGAAGGAGAGGGUUUGUUGAGGAGACUGGGAGCAGAUCAACCAAUGAUCAAGCAAUCCAUUGUUAAAAACGGCCAUAACAAGGUAUCCACUACCUUGAAAAAGCCAGAGGUUGCUGUCUCUCAUCUCCGGGAGGGCAUUGCGCUGCUUCUUUCUCGAUGGAAUGGUCUACAAAUGGCUGUUCAAAAUGAGUGGGGUGGCCACGAUUCCCUUCAGAAAUCCCACCAGCUAGUUCUUGAUAUCUUCUCUUGGUUCUCUCAAUCUAAAGGAACACUUUAUACUGAGGAUUUAGAGAAUUUGCUCCACGAAAGUCUGUUGCUUUCUUUCAAUACAGAGAUUGAGGAUGGCAGCAUCGAAGAGGUAGCAGAGCAGCUGAUGAUAAUGCAUGAAGAAUACUUGAACAGGAAUCAUUACACAAAAGGUUCUGCAUGAAUCCAGUUAUUCAGUAAAUAGAAGCUAAGCUUCUUGGAAUUUAUGUUCGAGCAGUUGCAGGAAGCAUUUCUCCUGGAAUGUUCAAGCCAGCUUGUUUCAUAUUUUUUUAUGUCGCCAUUUGGGUUGUUUUGUACUUCUGUUGUAUAAUUCACAGUAGUGUUGCCCACGCACAAGUGCUUGUGCACGUCUACGAAUUUGGUUUCACAUCUAUGUAUAUUGCGUGUACUAGUAUUUUUUUUUUUUUUAUGGCGCCAUGAUUAAGAAAUUCAUGUAAGAACUAGAAGCCACUGGUGAGAGUACUCUACAGAAUCCUUAUUUUAUUGAAGAGAUAAAGCUAUAUUUAAGGAGAA